GAUUCCUACAGAUAUUCGUGAAAAUGCAACGCAUAUUGUACUCUUCAGUGGUGAAGAUUCAAUACGAAAACUUGCUGACAUUAUAAGUUCUUAUACAGAUGCUGAUCUGCACAAAGCUUCAAAGGUCCUCGAUG
Messenger RNA from Funneliformis mosseae, 134 nucleotides. NCBI's taxonomy places the organism in Eukaryota, Fungi, Glomeromycota, Glomeromycetes, Glomerales, Glomeraceae. The record is from the annotation of a GenBank genome assembly.